AUGGAAUCGGAUGGAUACGAAGAGCAGCUCUCGAAAGAGCCCCUUACUGCUAAUAAAGCCGACCAUUUCUAUAAGCUAUUGAAGAAGGUUGAGUCGUUGGAAACCCAAGUUGUUGCAGUGGCGGAGAGGUUCCAGAGAAAUGUGCGUAAGCCAAAACACAAAGGGGUGAAAAGUUCGAAAAGAGUUGUAGCGCGAAAUUCAGAAAACAAUUCGUCGAGUCGCAAAAUGGCCGGGAUUUCCAUGCCCCGUGUCAGCUCACUGGACUUGCUGGCUAGCGUUAUUCUUCGAAAUAGCAAAGAUACAGUAUUACCAAAAAAUCAAAGCUCUGUCAAGUUCGGCAGUGUUUCAACUCCCGGCAGCUCAGAAUUCUCAGAGACCACUGAGAUUCCAGACACUGGAAUGCCAAGAGAUUUUGGAGUAUUCCUUUCCUACUCCGUCUUGUCUCCAAAGGGGCUGGUGUGGGUUCGAUCCAAGAGCUUAAACUGUGAUAAAGAGAUAAAGCACCUCUCAGAGUAGAAUUCAAAUUCUUUAAGCGCCAAAGACUCGGACAACCUUUUCCCGGUUCCGCUUGGUCUCAAACCGUUGCCGGAAAUCGAAGUCUUGGAGACUUUUGUUGAGAUCUUCAACCAGGCCGGGCUCGAAACACUCUCCUUCGUAGCCUCGCAUGAGGUAACGAACGGUUUCAACACCUAUGUCAGCGGUGGAUUACGCUCUCUGAACCGCUAUCAAUCUAUUACAUUCCAUGUGGCGCUCGCCCUUGUAAGUCACUUUCAGCAGAGUCUACAGAACACAAAUAGAAGGGGUGCCUAGGCGCGUGGUGGGUGUCGUACAAAUAUAACACGAAGCUGCGAGAACUAGAAGACACAUUCAUUUUGAACGCAUUGUUCCAUUAUCAUCAGGUUUCUAUUCUUCCGGAAGGUAUUGAAACACUUCAAUCUUUUCUUGCUCUCAUGACGUACGCGGAUUUAACUGGCGCUUUGCACGCGUCGUAUAUGAUGGUUACUUUAGCUGUUCGCUUGGCACAAAACUUAGGUUUACACGCCGAGGUUUCCUAUGAUGGCUUGCCACUUGACGAAGCUGACAGGCGGAGAAAGAUUUGAGGUCUGUGUCCGUAUUUUGACCUCAAAGUUUCAAUGAUUUUGGGAAAGCCUCCAGUUGUUGCCCAUUAUGACACAACUGCGAUUUUCGGACAUAGCUGCACCCCUGUAGAACUUUUAGUGGACGCUACACUUGCAACACAUUCGAAACCACCAAAAUGUGAGUCCGCAUUCGCAAGAAACAUGUUCACAUUUGUCAUGAAAGAGGUUGGGUUCGACACAUUUGGAGGAUACUAUAUGUGUAGAAAUAUCCACAUCGCUUCCUGCAUAUACACCGAUCUCUAUGCACCAUCAGCGACCAUGAAUCUUACGAGGCAAUUGCGAAACGCAUAAAUGCUAAUAAAAGAGAUGGAAAUCAUAAGGUUGUCUCUUCCGGCGGGUAUGAGACCGUUCGAUCCUCCAAUUAGCUCGACGCUUACUGAGCUUAUAUGAAGCAGCGACUUACCGGCCGCAAUAACGAGGCUUUUCAUACAUGCCAUUCAAUUUAGCUAUUUCAUGAAUUUGAUCUUUAUACAGAGGGCCAUCCAUAUUCAAAACGCAAGUUUAUAUGAAAGAGAUGGGAAUUUUAAAGGACAUCCCCUUCUUUGAAAGUGUUCGAACAGCCAGAACCAUGCUGUCUUGUGCGAUUGGAUUAUCUGAGCUGAAUCUAGCUAACUACUAUAAGUGUUUCCAAUGGUCAAUCACUUUGGCGUUUUUCGAGGUCUUCGUGUACACACUUUCAAAACAAGAAGAUGUAAAACUAAUGACGCGUUUAUACUGUGAUUUCAUGAGCAGCGUAGGCCAUUCCACCCCAGCUUCAACGCCUACAACCCCUUCAUCCAUAACUGAAGACGAGAAAAUACACCAGCCUUUUGUUGCCAAAUGUUUUUCAAGCUACUUCAAGUACUUGAUUAAUGUUCUUAGCAAAACCUACCUGUCAAAGUUCAAUAAAGAAGUGGUGCUUACCGAUAAACAGCUUGACAGUUUGGGAUAUGCGGUCAAGUCUUAUUCCGACCCAGUGACCGAAAGUGAAAGACAAGGAGGACUCAAUCCUUUCAUAGUGGAUAACAUGGAUUUUUUUGGGGCAGACUCGAUAUUUUUCAAUGCUUAA
Lachancea meyersii CBS 8951 is the source of this 2187-nucleotide messenger RNA. Lineage: Eukaryota; Fungi; Ascomycota; Saccharomycetes; Saccharomycetales; Saccharomycetaceae. The record is from the annotation of a GenBank genome assembly.